GACGUCGGUCUUCCUAAACUAACCACCUUGUACAUAUCCUAUUAUUCCCUGGCGUUAUCCAUUUCCACACGCACAAAGAACUCCUUCUCUCGCUCAAGAAUAGCCUCUUUCCACUCUCACUUCGUUAUCGACGAACGAUCUUAAAAGAAUCGGUUUUCCUCUCUCUGUCUCUCUAGAUCUUCACCAAUGGCAAAGGAACCCGCUCGCGUUCUCGUUACUGGAGCUGCAGAUAAAAUUGGAUAUGCUCUUGUCCCCAUGAUUGCUAGGGGAGUGAUGCUUGGUCCUGACCAGCCUGUGAUCCUCCACAUGCUAGAUAUCCCACCUGCAGCCGAGGCAUUGAAUGGUGUGAAGAUGGAGUUGGUAGAUGCUGCAUUUCCUCUUCUUAAAGGUGUUGUUGCUACAACUGAUGUUGUGGAGGCCUGCACCGGGGUUAACAUUGCAGUAAUGGUUGGUGGCUUCCCAAGGAAGGAAGGAAUGGAGAGAAAAGAUGUGAUGUCUAAAAAUGUGUCAAUUUACAAGUCACAGGCUUCUGCUCUUGAGAAGCAUGCAGCUGCAAACUGCAAGGUUUUGGUUGUUGCUAACCCAGCAAACACCAAUGCAUUGAUUUUAAAGGAAUUUGCACCAUCUAUUCCUGAGAAAAACAUUACUUGUUUGACAAGACUGGACCAUAACAGGGCACUUGGUCAAAUUUCAGAGAGGUUGAAUGUCCAAGUCUCCGAUGUUAAAAAUGUGAUUAUUUGGGGGAAUCACUCAUCUACUCAGUACCCUGAUGUCAACCAUGCUACUGUUAAGACUCCAGCUGGGGAGAAACCCGUGCGGGAGCUUGUUAAGGAUGAUGCAUGGUUGAAUGCAGAGUUCAUCACUACUGUUCAACAACGUGGUGCUGCAAUCAUUAAAGCACGAAAGCUUUCAAGUGCAUUAUCUGCUGCUAGCUCUGCUUGUGACCACAUUCAUGAUUGGGUUCUUGGAACUCCUGAGGGCACCUGGGUUUCCAUGGGGGUGUACUCUGAUGGCUCGUACAAUGUACCAGCUGGUCUAAUUUAUUCCUUCCCUGUUACUUGUCAGAAUGGAGAGUGGAAAAUUGUUCAAGGUCUUAGCAUUGAUGAAUUCUCAAGGAAAAAGUUGGAUUUGACAGCAGAUGAGCUUUCUGAGGAGAAGGCUCUUGCUUACUCGUGUCUCACUUAGAUGCUCGUUUCCUGUCAUAGGCAUGUAGUAAGUGGGCCUCUCACCUUCCAAACCAGCGGGCAGCGUUAAGUUUUUUAAUAAAGCUACUGUUGUUCCUAGAUGAGAGCUGCCUCUUUGGAUCUUACCUUGUUAAAGACUAUCAUAAGAUAUGAGGAUGUUUGAAUUUUUGUGGUGUUUCAUCGAUUGAAAUUUCAAUAGUUGCAUA
Messenger RNA from Populus trichocarpa (black cottonwood), 1390 nucleotides. Its product is annotated as malate dehydrogenase. The transcript has 7 exons. The record is from RefSeq and is a predicted model, not a curated record. The coding region runs from base 187 to 1185 and encodes 332 amino acids. NCBI's taxonomy places the organism in Eukaryota, Viridiplantae, Streptophyta, Magnoliopsida, Malpighiales, Salicaceae. Gene Ontology annotation, molecular function: L-malate dehydrogenase (NAD+) activity. Gene Ontology annotation, biological process: tricarboxylic acid cycle; malate metabolic process; oxaloacetate metabolic process.